Messenger RNA from Lecanosticta acicola, 1587 nucleotides. The record is from the annotation of a GenBank genome assembly. NCBI's taxonomy places the organism in Eukaryota, Fungi, Ascomycota, Dothideomycetes, Mycosphaerellales, Mycosphaerellaceae.
AUGCGAUCUCAGAUCGUCCUCGUCGCCCUGGUUGGCUCCAUCGUCGAGCUAUCUCUGGCUGCUCCAUCAGCUCCGCCCGCUCGCAAUGGAGAACGUGAAGAGAUGUCGGGCGUGCUGGGCAACAUUGAGGUGGAUAUCAACCACAUCGACGACCUGACUGGCCAAUCAACCGGAACAGACAUCUUUGUACGUGAUCCGUCCCACAUCGUCUGGCCGGCGACUGAUCGAAGUGAUUCUCUAGAGCAACCUCCUGAAUGACUUCAAGCUCAUCAAGGCGGUGGCGGCUCCGAAUGAUAUCUUCGCUGCUAGGCGUCAGUUAUCAGACAUCCUCCUCGGUAAGACUGGCCUGGCAACAAGGGUCAUCGAGAGUCUUCGCUAACAAGGACAACAGCAAAGCCGAGAAACAUCGUCCAAGCUGCUAGCGAGCUAGUGGCGGCGGGAUUGACCGCAGACAAUGUCGAGUCCGCCGUCAACUUCCUGGAGGGAGCACUGGAUGGCGAGAACAGUGAGAACAAUGUCAACCCCGGGCUCCAUUUCGGGGCCGUCUACCCCCAGGAAGGUCGUGAGGAUGCUCCUUACGACCUCUCGGAAGCACGACUUCGUGGUGCCAUUCACAUCCCACCGACAUUCCGAUACGGUGCCUCUGGUGCCCCGCAGCCGGUCAUUCUCGUGCCUGGAACAGGGAACACUGGCUAUAUCACUUUCGAGGGCAAUUACAUCAAGCUUCUCACCGGCUCGGACAUUGCCGACCCCGUGUGGCUCAAUAUUCCGGGUUUUCUGAACGACGACGUGCAGACGAAUGCCGAGUAUGUCGCCUACGCUAUCAACUACAUCAGUCGAAUCAGCAACAACCGUGAGGUCGCAGUGGUCACAUGGAGCCAAGGAGGCGUCGAUGCGCAGUGGGCUCUCAAAUACUGGCCGUCGACUCGGGACAAGGUGACCGACGUGGUCGCCUUCUCUCCCGAUUACAAGGGCACCAUCAACGCCAACUUCGCCGAGACGCCCGAAACCCCCUUGCCGCCAGCGUACUUGCAACAGGAAUACUACUCCAACCUGGUCAGGGCCCUGCGCUCCAACGGCGGCGACUCGGCCUAUGUCCCCACCACGACGAUCUAUUCCGGCUUUUUCGACGAGAUCGUCGAGCCACAGCAAGGCCAGAAUGCAUCCGCAUACCUCUUCGACGCGCGAGACGUCGGCGUCACGAACAACGAAGUACAAGCCAUCUGCCCCGGCCAGCCAGCCGGCUCCUUUUACUCUCACGAAGGCACCCUGUACAACCCCAUCGGGUACGCCCUCCUCGUCGACGCCCUGCAGCACGACGGUCCGGGACGGGUCUCGAGGGUCGAUGCCAAGCUCGAGACGCUCUGCGGCGACUAUCUCACGCCCGGCUUGGACCUGGCCGAUUUCCUCGUGACGGAGAACACGCUCUUGGUCGCCGCCGUGACGUUGUUGUUGAAUCCACAUAAGGCGACCGUCGAGCCUGCUAUCAAAGGUGAGUCUUCCCUUGCGCUGUUUACCCCCCUCUGAUGCGUUUUGCCCCGGUGACUGACUGACUGACUUUCUCUUGCAGCGUAUGCGGAGUACUGA